AUGAAGGACACACUCCGGAAAUCGAAAUCUUCCAAAACCGACUCGUCGAAUGACUUCGAUGUCAAUUCAACGAUAACGUCUCAAUCCUCGGAGUCCCACUCUCUCAAUCCAUGGGCAAGUGAAACAUCUUCUGCUGUAAAUGGUGGGGAACCCAUAUCACGCCAGGUCUCAAAGGUAUCGAAAAGCCCUGCCACUAGUUCACCAGAUAGAGCAGUGGGUUCUCAGUCUCAGAGUCCGCCACCUUCGGCAUCAAGACUUGAAGUGCCAGCGGAAAAUGGUACCUCAGCCGACGAUCCUACGAAGCCUACACGCAGACGGAAGACCAUCACUAAAACUCCGCAUACUUUCGAGCUGGCUGCUGAUCUGAACCCGGUCAAACCAAAGGAUCCUCCAUCUCCCGAGCCACAGAGGCAGGAAGCUCCGCCCGUAGCAUCUCCUGCUCCGAAAAAGAAGAAGCGCGUCUCUCAGAUCGCUCCGCCUAACGGAAGCCAAAUGAGUCCUGUUGCUGUGAACUCCGUGCCAGCCAUAUAUCAAAGUUCUCCGCCCACCUCACCCAAGCCUGUGACUACUACUCCCUCAACUCCGAAACAGACUACGAAUGCCAUUGCACCGAGUCCUUCACCCGUAUCACCGAAACAAAAUGCUGCUCCUGUGUUCCAAGCACCUCCAACUUCCCCUAGUCAGCCAACAACGACGGUGGCGCCAGUCAAUCCGUUCACAGCAACCCGAACGAAAAAAUCUCUAUCGACAUCAUCGCCAUUGACAGCGUCUAAUCCGUGCCGUUUCACUCCACCAGCCCUUCCGAAAGAAGAUUUUCACGGCAAAGUCAUCGUAGUUACCAACGGUGCUUCUCUAGUGGGACAGUCCCUGAUACGGCAACUUCACCAGGCGGGAUGCCGCGUUAUAUUCGGUGACACCAGUACUGACCAGUCACGGAGGUUCAUCAGUUCCCUUGGACCUCCGCAUGUUGUUCACUUCAAUAAAUGCAACAUGAGUCGAUACUCCGACAUGCUGGAAUUGUUCAAGUUGGCCACCACAAUGUAUGGCCAUGUUGAUCAUGCCAUUUAUAAUGUGGGUGACGAUGGAGGUCAAGCAUCUACCGUCGGCGAAGGCGAGAAAGGUUGGUUCGAUGACCGGACAGGUAUCAAUAAAACCUCGCGGAUGGGGUUGAGUGAAGUUGAACGCGAACCUUACGACAUAGGAGAUGUCCUCGCUGCAAGUGUUCGCUUUACACGUAUUGCGCUUGCCUAUCUCAAAUACUCCCCAAAGUCGAAACCAAGCAAGAAAACGCCAAUCAACCCAUAUUCUACACCUCAACCAGAGCCGAGAUCUAAUGCAGCAAAAGACGACCGAAGCUUGACUUUUGUUACAAGCAUCGCCGCCUUCAAAGAGACACCACUGCUACCGAUUUACCAGGUCACCCAGCAUUCAAUAUUGGGACUGCUGCGAAGUUUGCGGUCCACUAUCGAUCCCGAUCCAGAACGUGAUGGGGUACGAAUAAAUGCGGUCGCUACAAAUAUCAUGGUACCUCGUGCCGUCGCACAAUCAGGAGGCCGCAUGUCGGUGCAGCUACCCCCCGAUAGGCCUGAAGACGUUGCGCGGGUGGUGGCAGGAGUCAUAGCGACGAAUUCAUCAACACCUGGGAUCAGCGAGUCUGCAACGGGCAUUACCAAUGGUGGUGGAAUCUGGUACGAGAAAGGAUUUGAACGAGGAGUGAGAGAGAAAUUCCUCCAUGGAAGGCUCAUCUAUACCGUUGGUGGAGAGGGAUGGGACAUUCAAGAAGGUCUGGAUCGUAGUGAGAGUGUUUGGGUGGGAGGAAAGAGUAGUGAAGCACUUGCGAAAGGCAUGACUGGCUUGGGUCUUGCUGCCAAAAUUGCUGGAUCGGAGAGUACUUGGAUCUUGGACAUGGCAUAA
Messenger RNA from Exophiala bonariae, 1914 nucleotides. RefSeq lists its product as uncharacterized. The record is from RefSeq and is a predicted model, not a curated record. Bases 1 to 1914 code for a protein of 637 amino acids. NCBI's taxonomy places the organism in Eukaryota, Fungi, Ascomycota, Eurotiomycetes, Chaetothyriales, Herpotrichiellaceae. The transcript has a single exon.